CACGCGCUCGAGGCUGUGGGGACCAGCGGCGCGUGCAGGACUAUCAGCAGGAAAUAGCGGCCGUAUUUUUUUGUUGUUUUUGUUUUAAGCACAUUUUUUUCUUCUUCUUCUUCUCCUCCUCCUCCUCCUCAUUGUUAAAUAUCGUUGAGAAAUGCACGCGACUAUUUAUUUAUUGACCGGCAGAAGUCAAAACAGCCCUUGCGUGAUAGUUCGACGCGCGGUUGGGCAACGAACGGACGGCGGGCACGAGACGACAUUCGAAAGGCAACCACGGCAGAACUCCGUCGACUCCACAGGAGACGAUCACCUUGGAGGGAACCCCCAUAGACUCGAGCAGGACAAAGCCAGCCAGGCAGGUCAUGGACCACGGUAAAAACAAGGAUUUCAACCUCGCAAGCACACCCACCUACCGCCGCCAUCGACGAACAACAGCAAUGAGAUACUCCAUCCUGAGAGGUCUCUGACCCUCGAGGAAUCCUCGCAAGCCUCGAAGAAGAAACGUCAACAAAAACUCCGAUCCAGCUCCACGACCCCGGAGCAAGUCAACUGCUUCCAUCCCCCAGCUGCUUCCUCUAAGCCCAGGAGUGGCACCCCCCCCCCCUCGCCCCCGUCCUCUGUUCCCCGUCCUCUGUUCCCCGUCGGGGCGCCCAGGAGUAGCCAUGUCUUGGGUGGGCCGAGCAGGGAGCCGGGAUCCCGGCCCUCCCUCGUCCCUCUCCCCGCGGCCUCUCCUCUCGGGGCUCAAGCGGCUGUUCGCGUCGCGUCUCGCCGGGAGACCUCUCAGCGGCAGCGACUCGGAGCUGCACGAAGCCUCCAGCAGAUUCGCCGGCGACGAUGCCGGGAGACGGGACCGCAACGUCCACCGCGGCACCCCGGCGCUCGACGCCGACCCCAGCGACUCGGACGAUCCGCGCGACCCCACCGCUGACCCCGGCGGCCUGCUGCUGCUCCUCCGCCGAACGGCGUCGGCCCCCGACCGCACGGGGGGACCCGGCCGGGCGCGGGGCGGUCGCUUCCGCUACGAGGUGGUGACGGUGACGCUGGCAAAUUCGGGGCGCAGCGACGGGUGCCCAGCCUCUUCCUCCUCCUCCUGCUCCACCUCCUCUUCCUCUUCGUCGUCGAUGGCUCCGUCGUCGUCGUCGGCGUCGUCGUCGGCGUCGCCCGCGCCCGGCGGCGCCGUGGACCGGGAAGCGACGGAGCCCGAGGAGCUGGGCAUCGAGUUGGGCCGCGUACCCUGCUACCUGCGGUGCCCCGCGGCCCCGGCCAGAGCCCUGGCGAUGACCACGCCGCUGGCAGCGGAGCUGCUCCUCUGCAAGCCGCCGUGCCAGGCGGAGGGCAUCGGCCGCGGGGCCCCCGCCCUGCGGCGCAGCGUGGGCCAGGUGUGGGUGACGUCCGUGCGGCCGCGCGGGGCCGCGGGCAAGGGCGGCGCGGUGAGGGUGUGGGACGAGCUGCUCGCCGUCGACGGGCAGCUCCUGGUGGGGAUGGAGCCCGAGCAAGUCAGCGCGCUAGUGGAGCGUAGCUGGCGCGCAGGCCAUGUGCACCUCGUCAUGCUCCGCCGCGUCAAGCGUAGGGCGCCGUCGCCACCUUCCCCGACCCGGGCCAACCCUGCCACGGCCGUCGCCACGCACGCCGCCACCUCGGCCGCCGUCUCCGAUCCCGCGCCCCGCCCUCCGGUGCCAACCUCCUCCUCCUCGUCGUCCUCCUCGUCGUCGUCCUCCUGCUCCUCGUCGUCGUUAUCGUCGUCGUCGUCCGGCGAGGCCCGGCCCGCGGGCUGCCGGACGCGCAAGCUCGGCGUCUACUCGCGCUCGUCCACGCCGCGCGACUCGCUCGAGAACGGCGUGACGGCGCCGACGGCGACCGCGCCGUCGGCGCCGCGGCACGGCGGCGGCGUCGACGCCGGCGAUCAGAGAGACUCCGGUGUGUUCUGCCGCUCCGAGCUAGACCGCGGCGGCGGCGGCAACGGCGGCAACGUUGGUGGCGGCGGUGGCUCCCGCCGAUCGUCGUUCGAGCCGGCCAAUCCGGCGGCGUCGUCCUGGCUGUGGGGCAACGGCAGCGUCCGCAGGGACGGGGUCGCCGGCGGCGGCGCCCUCGCGGACGGUCCCCGGGCCGUCGGCGCCCCGCGACGGCCCGGCGCGGCGACGGACGCCGAGGCGAGGCCGCCGCUGGCGUCGCAGCGGCACGCGGCCCACGGAGCGAGCGUCGACCUCGGGGCAUCGCUCGUCUUGCAGUCGGGUGAGAGCCAGGUGUGGCGGCUGCACAUGGUGAAGGGCCGCGAGGGGCUGGGCGUGCAGGUGAAGGGCGGCCACAGCUCGCGCAGCGGAGGCCCCCACGGCCUCCUCGUCACGCACAUCGACAAGGGCGGCGCCGCCGAGAGGGACGGCCGCCUGCUCCCCGGCGACGAGCUGCUCAUGAUCAACGGGCGGCCGCUCGUGGGCCUCUCGCACCACGAGGCGGUGGCGCUGCUGCGCUCCUCCUCGGGCACCGUGCAGCUCGUGGUGGCGCGCGAGUCCGGGACGGACGCCGCGACGCGGCCGGCCGCGAUUCCGGACGCGCCGCAGAACGACGUUUGCACCGCCGCAGCAACCGGCACCGGCACCUCACCCGGCACAACCCCAACUGCCGCCCGCCACGACUCGCGCGGCCGCCAACACCACCACCACCACCACCACCGCCACAACAGUCAGCGGAACCACAACCACCACGGCAACCACGGCCACCACCGGCAGCACGAUCGCGGCGAGGGCGCGAGCUCGGCGCACGACGCGGCGAGCGGCGCCGACGGCGCGGCGCCCGGAAGCGAGAAGCGCCGCAAGGGCGACCACAAGCGGCGGAGGACGCACAGGAGGGAUGCCCCCGCCGGCGCUCGGGACGAUCGCCGCGCCGACGCCGAGGCGGUGGACGGAGAGAGCCUCCCGGCGGCCGGUCGGACCGGCGCCGAGGCGGCAAACGGGGGUGGCGGAGCGGCGAGCGGAGCCGAGGACGAGCAGAGGGAGCACGAGGCGCUGCGCAGAGCCAAGCGGCGGAGCGCGAGGGGCGCGGUGGCGGAGGAGGAGCCGCAGCAGGGAAAGGUCGACCCCGCCGCCGCGAGGGCUCCCGUGUCGCGCUCCUUCUCCGAGCAAGCGACGCGCAUCGACGAGCCGGGCCCCGGCCGCCCGCCGUGCCCUUCGACCUCCCAGCGGCCGCCCCGUGGCCCCGUGCCCGCGAGCCCCGCGGCCGCCCCGCCGCCGCUGCCGCCGGGCUCGCUUCCCCGCGGGGCAAACGAGGAGAGCCGCGGUCCCUCGACGGCGGCGACGCAGGCCGCCAGGGGGGCAGCCGACGACGCCAGACCCGCGAGCGAGGGCGGGAGGGAGAUUGGCGCUGGGGAGGGGCAAGCAAUGGUGGUGGUGCGCUCUCUCUCAAAACCUCGCAGCAAAUCCACAGGUGGCCGGGGUCGCCUCGAGUCGGUGGGCGAGGAUGACGAACUCCACGUGGCCGAGGGCGGCAGCGGCAGCGUCUUCUCGGCGCCGGAGUCGCCAGUGCCGGCGGCCGAGGGCAGCCCCGAGCGCCAGGGCCACGGCAGCCGCAAGCACUCGCUCCCGCAGCAGCUGGACAUCAGCGCCGUGCGCCAGGACUUCACGGUGAUCAAGAAGUCGUCGCGCUCGCUCAGCACGGUGCAGGUGGAGUCGCCCUGGAGGCUCUCGCAGCCCUCCAUCAUCUCCAACAUCGUGCUCAUGAAGGGCCACGGCCGGGGCCUGGGGUUCAGCAUCGUGGGAGGACAGGACUCGGCGAGGGGACGCAUGGGGAUCUUCGUGAAGACGAUCUUCCCCAGCGGCGCCGCCGCCGCCGACGGACGCCUCAAGGAAGGCGACGAGCUCCUGGAAGUGAAUGGGGAGUCGCUGCAGGGCCUGACUCACCAACAGGCCAUACAGAAGUUCAAGCAGCUGAAGAAGGGCGUCGUGACGCUCACCGUGCGCACGCGUCUGCGCAGCCCGAGCCUCACUCCUUGCCCCACGCCGACGCGGCUCAGCCGCUCCAGCACCCCCAACUCCAACGCGAGCGGCGGGGGCACCUCGGUGCCGGACUCCGAGGAUGGGGGGCUCAGCAGCUCCGGGGCGGGACCCAGCGUGGGGCCCGACGUCGCCAUGGCGACGAGGAGGGGACCCGGGCCCAAGGACCGCGUCGUCAUGGAGGUGGCUCUGCGCAAGGAGGCCGGCGUGGGACUCGGCGUCGUGGCGUGCUUCGUGGCGCUGGAGAACUCCGCGCCGGGGAUUUACAUCCACAGCCUCGCGCCGGGCUCCGUCGCCAAGAUGGACGGGAGGCUCAGCCGGGGAGACCAGCUGCUCGAGGUGGACUCGGUGAGCCUCCGGCACGCGGCCCUCAGCGAGGCCUACGCGGCCCUCAGCGAGUGCGGCCCCGGUCCCGUGAGCCUCAUCAUCAGCCGCCACCCGGACCCCAAGGUCUCGGAGCAGGAGAUGGACGAGGCGAUCGCGAGGCCAAACCCACGCAGCGCCACGAGCAAAGAUUCCUCGCCGGCCCCUGGCGGCAUCACCGCCGCACUGCCCCCCAAGAGCCCGGCACCCUCCCCGGGCCCCUCCCCGUCCACGCGACCCCGCCAGGUCGAGAACGCGACCUCCGCACUCAGCUGGACGAUGCGGCGCUUCCUCGAGCCCAUGAGCCGGCAAGGAUCCGUGAGCUCGGAGGCAGAGCUCUCCCAGUAUUUCCCGGCCGAGGCGCCCGCACACCCGGCCGCCCUGGACAGACCGGACAUCCCUGGCACUCCUCCUCCCCCUCCAGCUCAUCAUCCUGCUGCUCCUCCUGCUGCUCCCCAUCCUCACGUCGGCUCCGGCGCUCACGGCAACGCGGGGCACGGCUCGCCCGCCCCGCCGUCCACGCGGGGAGCGGUGCCGCCGCCCUCGACGCCGCCGCCGCCGCUGGCACCGUCGGCAUCGUCGCACGGCAGGGGACACGCCGGCCGGGACACCAAGUGGGAGAGGCAUUCGGGUCGCGACGCCCGGCACGAGAGACGUCCGCAGCCCGCCUCCACUCGGGCAGAGGAGGCGACGUUGCAACAGCAGCGGCGGCAGCAGCAGCAACAGCAGCAGCAACAACGGCUGCAGCAGCAGUUGCAGCAGCAACUACAGCAGGAGCUACAGCAGCAGUUGCACGGGCCCCAGCCGCCGUCGAAACAAGACGCCCGCACCGCCAGGGGCCCCACGGACGCCAGCAACCACUCUUCGACAGCGCGCGAGGCCUCGCCGGAGCCAGCGAGGAGUUCACCUCCAUCCGAGCGAACGCCGAGCGCCGCCGCCGCCACCGGCACCUCCGCCGCCGCCGCGGCGCCGCCGCUCGUCCGCAACCGGCAGGUGGAGGUGGCAAAGCAGGCGGUGCCGCCGGACAGCCCUCAGGCGUCGCGCAGCCCCCUGCUGCGGCAGCGGCGUGUCUUGCGCUACGAGGACGACGGCCUGAGCGACGAGGAAGGCGGCGGCGGGCGACCGGCGCAGGAGGGACGGGGCCCGGCGGGGAGGGGCGGCAGCUUCCGCGCGUGCCGGGCGGCCCGGCGAGGGAGGGCCGCCGAUCGCCCCGUGACCGACGCGGCCGCCGACGGCCCUUCGCAAGCGCCGUCUCCGUCGUCCUCUGCCCUUUCCGCGGCGGCAGCGGCGGUGGCCGUGUUCUCGUCGUCGUCCUCGUCGCAAUCGUCGGCGGUCAAGCGGGAGCUGGCCAACUCGGGCAUCGUCAUCGCCACCUCGUCGGUGGAGGUGGACGACGAGAGCCAGGACAGCGACUUCUUCUGCUACGGCGGCAACGCGCGCGCCGCCAGCAGCGACGUGCCCAGCUCGCUGCACGGCAGCUCGCUCGAGUCGGAGGACGGGCCCGGCGUGGGCAGGGAGCGCGGCGGCGACUCGCCGUUUGUGCCCAUCCGCGGCACCACCGCCACCACGUACUUUGACUACGCGGGGGGCGCUGCGGACACUUGCGGCGGCGGCAGCGGCGGCGGGGGUAGCGGGUUGACCGUGGGCCGACACGCGGACCCGUGGAGCGACGGAGAGGUGAGUUGCGCCGCCGGCGGACAAAUCGAUUUCAAGCGAUCGCCCAAGCUGGAGCACAAGGCGGUGAUGCGCGUCAAGAGCAUGCUGAGCGUAGAGUGUCCACAGCAGCAGCAGCAACAGCAGCAGCAGAUCAUCUCAUGCCAGACACAGUCGCCAACAAACAGAACCACAGCCAAGUCCCAGGCGAAGGGUGGAUCGGCCGACACCUCUGCAGUCGAAGCUGCAAGGUCGGAGGGUUCGGACUUGGGGGACACGGAACCCGUCACUACGGAGGCGGCUCCUAGUGAGGCCUCCCGCUCUGCUGGAGUGGAGGGAGCGGACGAUGCUUCACACGGUGACGGCUCGGGUCGGACCGGUCGUUCCGGAGAACGUGGCGUGGCCGUGCCACGCGCGGACGUGUCGUCAUCACAAGGCCUGGACGGCGAACUUCCGGACUCUGUGACGUGGACCGAUUCUGCUAUUCAUAUCCACCGCGAAAGCGAACUUCGCAAUCUAUCCGGCGCUGCGGAUCUGACCAACCGCGUGGGGUCGGACAUCCGUGCCGACGCCAGGAAUCCAACGGUGUCCGUCCCGCCUUCCAGAGGACGCGACGACGGUGCGCCCCCCGCUCUCGUCGGCGGCGACCCGGCCUGCCGGCGCGCGGGGGAGGGGGCCGCGGGCUAUGACCGGCCCUCGAGACCCGGCCCAGCGCGCUCCGUCGUGAACGGCGACGGCGAGGGGGGUCCCCGGGGCGGGCGGCCCGGGUCGUACGACCUGCAGGUGGUGCAGAUCUCGAGGCGGGAGUCGGAGACGUUCGGCCUGGACCUGGAGAUCAAGCCGGCGCCCAUGCGCGUCUACAUCAAGGAGCUCAAGCGCGGCGGAGUGGCCGAGCGGGAGGUGGGCGCCCGCCUGUGCUGCGGCGACGAGGUGCUGUGCGUGAACGGCGUGACCCUGUCGCUGCUGGAGCCCGACGAGGCCUGCCGCCUCUUCUGCAACCUGCCGCUGUCCUUGCGCAUGGUGCUGCGGCGAGACGCCACGCGCUCACUCCCAGCAGCAGCAGCAGAGAAAGGCACCAUGAGCUCGGGCACUAUGGCAGCAGACCCCCCUCCGAUGGGGGAGGGGGGCCCGGCGUGCCUGCAAGGCGAGGCCCGGCAACGUCGCUGCGACCCCGACCCCGACUCCGGCCCCCUCGUCAGCGAAACGAAACGGGAAGCGGCAGGGGAAGCGGAGCUCUCACUGCGAGCGCCGAUCGCGGAACCGCAACAGAAGCAGCAGCAGGAGGAGGAGGGGGAGGGGGAGCAGCAAGAGAAGCAGCAGCAGGAGGAGGAGGAGCAGCAAGAGAAGCAGCAAGAGGAGGAGGAGGGGGAGCAGCAAGAAAAGCAGCAAGAGGAGGAGGAGGGGGAGGUACCGCCUCCUCAAGGCAAAGGCGGAGACGAUGACAACAGCGACGACAACAAUAACGAUGACCACAGCGACAUCCCCGUGUCAUACAUCGACGACGUCCUCGACCAGAUCUUGUCCGAGGACAGGGGUGGCAGCGACGGCGGCGGCGGCGGUGACGGCCCGGGAGAGGGAAGCGCGGUGCCACUGGCGGGCGGAGUCGGCAAAGUCGGCACGGAAGCGAUAGAAGGAACGAGCGGAGGCGGCAGUGGCAGCGACGAGGAAGCGAGAGAGCGGAGUGCGACAGAACCGCGCCCCGCUUCCCUCCCCGCGCUAGAAAGUUACGACCGCGAGGGAGACCGGCGCGGGACAGAGCGGGAGGCGCGGGACCGGCGCGCGGAUGGUUUCUCGGAGAGGGACGAUCCCGCAAAGCUCGCGGCGCCAGCCGACUGCGACGAGCACACCCUGCGCCGAGCAGGAGGAUCCCGCCGAAUGGAGCGACGCCCGGCAGGGGCGCUGACCGCAGGACGAGGCGACGGGACGCACGGUGGCGAUCCGUGCUCGGAGGCGUUCGUCGUGGCCGAGCGAGCGCCCGUGGCCUCGGAUCCUCGGAGCGAGGCCGCGGAUGUCGGGGCCGAUGAAGACGCCGCUCACGUCAAGGUGCUUGGUGGACGCGUGCCCGACGCGGGCUCGGCUCCUGCCAUGGACAAUGAAGUCUCGUCCCUUCCACGAGCAGACCGUUGCCAGGGAGAUGAGCUUGUUGAGCCGGGACUGCAAGCUGUGACUGGCGGAGCGGUGGACGGAGGCGAGGGGAGGAGUGAAAAUCCGAGGCAGAUGGAGGACGACGUUUUUGUGCAAGGAGAGGUCAGAGACGUUAAGAUAAGACCCCACUCACCUCCAGCGCCGAGCUUGGACUUCAGUGACCCCAGGGCAGAAGCCUUAGGGAUGAAUAAUCGGGAACAUCCAGAGCUUCCGCAGGAGAGGCCAGCACUUCAGGGACUGGCCUGCACGGCGGUUCAUCACACCUUCUGCGAUGGUCAAAGUCCUGCCAACGUGGCCAAGUCCGACCGUCCUCCCAAAACGCUCCCGAAACCCAAGAUCCCGCUCGCGCAACUCCUGCAACGUGCCGAUAGCCAAAACUUCUCCCUCGACGAGCCUGCCAGGAAGCGCCGCCUGCCCCGCGACCGCGAGAGCGGACCCCGAGAGGAGCGGCCAGAGGCGGUGGUGUGCAGGCCCGUGAAGCCCAUGACGCCCGGGCAGAUCUUGUCGAGGAGGCACUCGAAGGAGUGGGUGGCCACAAAGCCAACGGCGGAUUCCUUCCGCGCCUUCAGCACCGCCAGCAUGGGCGACGAGAAGUCCAAGCAGAGAUCGGCGGCGGUGGGGAGAGCCCAGAGCUUCCAGCCCAAAUCGCCGCUGGUCGCGAGCCGAUCCUUUCCUAGCGGAGCUUCUUCGGAGGGCAAGAGAGUGAGUGGUGUCGGCAGUGGCAGCACCGCGCCCGCCAAGUUCUUGAAGGUGAAAGCGACGUCGGUGAUGCUGGACGACGCGGAAGACGUUCCCACGGAAAUGGAUGAGCGGGCCUUUCCGCCGAGUUCCAGAGGCGACGCAACAAUUGCUGAAGGCAAUGAGAAGAUCAAGAUCUGCUCCUUCGAAAGCCUCUUCGGCAUCCAGGACACUCCCCUGUCCGGGCUGAAACCGGGGGACAGGAGGUCUGUGGUCGGGUACGUCCCCGUCAGGUCACUCGGACGAGGACAAGCCAACAGCUUUGCUGAGAAGGACGUCGCGUUUCACGGCGGGAAGAGGGAAAACCUCCUGCAGCUCUCUAAGUCAACAUCGUUGGAUGUUCAUUCUUAUCAGAUGACGAGCAAAAGCAAGGACGUGGCACAGGCCAAGAGGAUCUUCCACGAGAGGACCUCAUCCGCGGACGGACACACGUUUACCGACAGGGGUCAGACGGCGAGCGCGGAGAGUUGCCCGUCCGUCGACACGAGUCCUCCUGCGGCCGCCGGAGCCGAGCACCAUCCCGUGGCAAGCUCAUACUCCGUCUCCCGCUCGAGGACGUCUGGCCACCUCGUGAAGCGGCCGAGCGACGAUGCCUCGCCCGCUGGGAACUCCGCCUCGUCGAAAAGCGACGACCUGGAAAUCCCGUCGAGCUCGCCAGCGAGGUUUUGCGGGACGAGGCUCUGCCAGCUCCUCCAAACACCGCUGCCGCCACAGCUACCGCUGCCGCCACAGCUACAGCUACCGCUGCCGCCACAGCUGCAACUACCGCUGCCGCCACAGCCCCCGCGAGCAGCAGCUCCCCCGAGUCGGCAGUCCGACGAGGACAGCAUUUCAGCAGCGGACAGCGACAACUGCCAGCUGGACCGCAGCUUCUCCAUCAGCCUGGCGGAGCUGAACGAGUCGGCAUCGUCGGCGCUGCGGGACGAGGGCGGGCGCGAGCGCUCGCUGUCGAGCAGCUCCACGCUCUCCGUGGCUUCCGUCGCGUCGCUGCUUCCGUCAGCCGAGAUCGAGCGACUCGUGGAGGAGUCGCGCUCGCUCGGGGACGAGGGCCUGGAGGACGUGCGCGUGGUCGUGCUACACAAGGACGAGGGCGUGGGCCUCGGCUUCAGCGUCGCCGGAGGCCGCGACCAGGAGAACGCGGUCGUCACGAUUCACCGCGUCUUCUCGCGCGGCGUGGCGGCCCAGGAGGGAACGAUCCACCUGGGCGACCGCCUCCUCUCCAUCAACGGCCGCUCCCUCAAGGGCGCCAGCCACGACGAGGCACUCUACGCCGUGCGCCAGGCUCGUGUGCCGCGCCAGGUCGUCGUGGUCGUACAGAAGAGUGGCGGUGGCGCUGGUGGCGGUGCGGUGGCCGUGGGACGGCACGCAGACACGCGGGGCGACGGAGCUGUGGGCAGCGCUCAUAGCGCGGCAACGGCGGCGGUGGUGGUGACGCCGGUGGUGUCCGUGGCUGGCGAGGCCAACGCCGGCGAUGCCGGAGACGAUGGCAAGGAAAAGGGCCGGGAUGGUGGCGAUGGGGAGACGGUGACCAUGGAGCUCGUGAAGACAGGCGCGGGCCUAGGCUUCAGCCUCGAGGGCGGCCGCGGAUCCAUCCACGGGGACCGGGAACUCACCGUGAGACGGGUGUUCGCCGCGGGCGACGCGAGCGGCGUCCACGCCGGCGACGUCCUCCUCUCCGUGGGGGACCACGACGUCCGCGGCCUCUCGCGUUUCGACGCGUGGAACCUCAUCAAGGCCCUGCCCGAGGGCGCGACGGCCGUCACGCUACGCCGGGCCGGCGAGGGCGGCGAUGACGACGGCGGCGGUGGCAGCGCGAGGAGCGCCUCUUGAGAAAUGGAAAAUGUCUUAUUGUAAUAAUAAUACGAUAAGAAGGCCGAUUUUAACUCGUGACGCGCCGCACAGCAUUCGCUCACUCUAGAAGUGAGAGAGAGGGAAAGGACUCAGAGGCGCGAGCAGGAACCACAGACAGGUGAGGAGGCAGCAGCCAGGUGGUAAGCCUGCGCCAACAAUUGCCCAAGCUCUGCGCUCCUCUAAUAUAUUCAGACGUCUUGAGCCAGUUGAUGAGUUUUUUACACGUGGGAGGAAACCGGAGAAAAACCCGCGUGCGCGAGGGGGCCAACGCUCUCUCCCGUACGGAAGGGACGGAUGUUUGUUAGUCCACAUUUUCAUCCAGCAGUAUAUCGAUAGAGGGUUGUAAAUUAUUUUAACGUGCUUUUAAGUAGCUGAAACAGCUGCCCUUCCCCUCCUCGUCAGCACUUCUUGGCAGAGGUGGGACAAAGUCAUUGUUAUGCAAGUCCAAGUCGAGUCUCAAGUCAUCAAAUUCAUGACUCGAGUCUGACUCGAGUCCAAGUCACAUGACUCGAGUCCACACCUCUGCUUCUUGGUGCUAAAGCACCGCCAAUAAUGUGGAUCUAACGACGGACAUGCGUACAAUCGAGUGUACCGUCGAGUGUGCAGGCGGUGUAACUGAACCGCUCCCCACCGAUCGCACAUUUCCCCCUGCCCCCCAUUUCAUUGCUCGCACCAGUGCCCAUACCGACCAGAGGCUCGCAGGAAACGCAUUGCAUACAACGGUGUACGGAUUGUAAGAAAAAAAAAUGCGCGAUUCUUGCACAUGCGUGAUUCGAUGCGUGUGCCGCGAGCCUAAAGGAUUUCACAUUCGUCGCCGGAAUCGUUGCACCUUUUACGUAACGUCCACCAGAGUUUGAGUCCUUCUCCGCUGCACGUAGUCACCGUAAAGUCGAAAGGUCUCGCCACGCUGCACGCGGCCUCUUGGCAAAUGAAGUCACUCGUAAUCCCCCGGGGACAAACAACAAGAGCUCAACUCAUUCGUCAAUAACGCUGCCUGUGAACGGAAAAUAAUAUAUUAUGGGCGACAUUUCAGGCAAAUGCCGUUCUUCGACGAAUGCGUUCAAGUUUUUUGUUGUUGUUUGUGCUCUUGUGCACAAUUGCCAACGCAGCAUCACAAGGAAAUCGGAAUGCAUUGGAACUGUGUUGCUGCUUCUCCCCCCGCCGCCGUGUCGCGCACAAUGAACGCAUGAACGCACGUGUUCACUAUCCUACGAGUUGGACGGGCGCUCAAUAAAAACAGCGAGUCAUGCUUUAAAUAAAAAAAACUUUAACGAUUUGACGGAAACAUUCUUUUUUUAUCAGUCUAACUCAGGGUUCAGGAUUCUUAUUUUCGUUUUUUUUUGCGGCGAUUCGUAUAUUACUGUUUACGUAUAAAAUACUAUCUUUAAGUUACUGCGCACAACAUCGCAAAGCCCGCGUCUACGCACACACACAUACCUACGAAGAUUGAAUGGUUCUUAAACAGGGGGCAGCACGAGUCGGGAGAGUUAAUAAGAGUGGCGUGAAAUUGAACCCUCCAACCCUGCAAUUACUGGCACCGAUGGUUGGCUCAACAAGGGAAAUGCGUCAAUGCCACAUGGGUGGCGGCAAUGCACUGCGCCCCAUUUGCGUGACGUUGGGUGGCUUUGGUUUUAUAAUUUUAACCAGGGCUUAAUUUCAACUGGAGCUGUCUGUGGCUGAACGCCAGAAAAUAUCUCCCCCCCCCCACAACCAAAGGGGAAGUGGGGGGCAGGGGAGCGGGGAUUGGGCCAUGUCCAGCAAAUAUUCAAUGAGAAAUUAAGCCCUGGUUUUAGCUCUCCCAUGUUUUCUGGUUUGUACGGCGGGUGCUGUCCAGCACGGUGUCCGAUGUUUCGUUCCCUGUGUUUCCGGGAACUUUUUCAGGAACUGAAUUGAGCCGCUCACUCUCCCUGGACUAUGCGGCGUCGUGUUGGUUUUGGGUUGAGACUUGAGAGCUGUCGAUGUCUUGACCUUGUGGCAAGCGCGGUUUCAAGCGUUGGACUUUGUGGAGGGCAUUUGUCAUUUUUUUUUCUUCCACCUUUAGGCUGCUAGCGUCUCGGAUGCGGACCGAUGGUAAAAAAAAUGGUGAAAUAAUAGCGGGAAUUCAUCUUCUUGGUUCUUUCGGUAAAGUCGUGACUUUACCGAAAGAACCAAGAAGAUGAAUCCCUGCAGUCACGAAAGCUUUAAAUCGAAAAAUAGCGGGAAUUGUUUUUAUUUAAUAUAUUUGAUUCAACACAGCGGAUGAAACGGCAGUGGCCGUUGGCUUAAAAAGUGUGUAUUGUAACCUAGGCUUGUGAUCGAGAGAAGGAUUAGCUCAUGGGAGGAAAGAAAAACAAUCCUCUAUGGUGCUUUCUGCAACUAGUCACCUUGUCGGCCGUGGUCGAUCCACUGCUGGAUGAAGGCCUCCCCUAUGCUACCACUGUCUCCCACGAUCCUGCAGUAUAAUGAUCAACCUGGCACCUGCACACGAACCGAUUUAAUUGCUCCAACCUCCUUCGUAGAUGUCCUAGAUUUCAAGGCAAUAGACACCUCGCAUGAGCCGAUUGUAUCGCUCCAUCUCGAUGGACGUCCUCCCAUUUCAAGCCAAGAGAUGCACAAACAGCCUCCUCACUGCCGUGCUGCGUUUUACCCAAGGUGAUGUGUGACACCUAACAGUAUGGGGCCUGGUGUUAUAGCCGUGUGAUGUUUUCAUACUUUACACAAUGACAACAAACCUUGAGGCUGUUUUUAUUGUUUAACAGAUGUUUAUUCUGCUCAACAAACAGCCAAGUAUUCUCCAUUUAAAAAGCCAUUGUGUCUGCUGCCUUAAAAAAAGUGUUUAAUUGCACAAUAUCGUGUGACCUUUCUCCUCGUCACCAUUCAAUCCUUGACCGAAUGUACGCGGAAUGUUGUCGCUCCAGCUUAGGAAAAUAUUUCCACUCUGAACCAAACUACCAUUAAGCUGGUGUGAAACGUGCACUCAAUUGUAUAUAUGGAGGUGUCAUUGUGUUAACGUUAUAUUUUAAUUACAAAGAAACACAAACGCAAACUGCCGGAUGUAAAAGAA
Lethenteron reissneri (Far Eastern brook lamprey) is the source of this 13776-nucleotide messenger RNA. RefSeq lists its product as uncharacterized. The record is from RefSeq and is a predicted model, not a curated record. Gene Ontology annotation, molecular function: protein binding. NCBI's taxonomy places the organism in Eukaryota, Metazoa, Chordata, Hyperoartia, Petromyzontiformes, Petromyzontidae.